AUGGAAGUUUUGAGAGAGGCGUGCUCCUUGGAAGGUGAACUUGUUAAUGGUCGGGUGGAUGACAUACUUGCCAAGUAUGAGCAAGUUCCACAGCGGGAGCUUUCACGGGUAAUUGACAGUAGGGAUUUUGAAGUGCGGUUCCUGAAAGAAAGAACGCGAGUGGUUACACUUGAUGGUAUUGAUAUGAGAUGUUUUGAUAAUAUUAGGGAUGGGGAACGCAGAGAUUCGGUAUUUCUCCUCAUACAUGGGCUGGGAGGAUCUAUGGACCAGUUCCAACCCUUGAUGAAACUGUUGACUUUGUUGAAAUAUAGAGUGAUUGCUCUUGAUUUGCCUGGUUUUGGUCAAAGUGGUUCAAGUACUAACGGUUAUGACAUGUUAUAUGUUACUUCGGUGGUUAAGAAAGUUGUAGACAAUAACAUAGAGAACAAGACAGAUAUUGAUUUUAAAGUUGUGGGUCAUUCCAUGGGAUGUUAUAUAGCUUCUCAUUUUGUGCAGAUGUACCACGAGGAAUACAAUAUUGAUAAACUGGUUCUAACAUGCCCCCCACCUCCUAGCAUCAGCACACUAAGACAGGACAACUAUAUUAUGAAGAUGGCAAUGAGAGGGCUUAUGUGGGCACCUUUUAUCUUCAACAUAUAUAGAGUGUGGUUUGAUCAAAGCAAGGGUCUGAACAGUUCUGGAAUUAUGAAUUUCUUCAGUGCCAAUACAGAAACUUUCCAGGACGAAGAAACGGAGAACAAGAAUUUGAAGUUCAGAAAGCUCUGGCAAUUCUCCAACAAUAUAAAAAUUGAUACUUCUACAAUUUUCUCCUACUUUUUGGGUUGGAAAUUCCCGGAUUGGGAGGAUUUGGAUAAUAUCAUUAAUACGAAUAAUGUAGAAUUGGUGGUGAUAUAUGCCGAGCACGAUAAGAUCACUCCAAAACAGGACGCACAGCUGAUCUUUGACGCUUUUAAAAAUGUUGCCGCUACUAAAAAGAAACUUCUGGAGAUUACUAACUGUGGUCAUAAUAUUUUUUUCAAUUGUCCUGAGAAGGCUUGCAAAUUAUUUCAGGAACAAGUGUUUUAA
This is a messenger RNA of Nakaseomyces glabratus, 1065 nucleotides long. RefSeq names its product triacylglycerol lipase (gene LDH1). Lineage: Eukaryota; Fungi; Ascomycota; Saccharomycetes; Saccharomycetales; Saccharomycetaceae. Gene Ontology annotation, cellular component: mitochondrion. The record is from RefSeq and is a predicted model, not a curated record. Gene Ontology annotation, biological process: acylglycerol catabolic process. Gene Ontology annotation, molecular function: monoacylglycerol lipase activity.